UUGAAAAUGGAAAAGUUGAAAAACAAGUGGAUAAGUAGCAGUGAGGUUAAACCUCUGAAACCCAACACAAAACCACACAGCAGAAGAACCUAAGCUUUCACUCACAAUCGUCAAUGGCGAGGCUUAGGACGGGCAUUGAAUCGGCGUUCUGGGACCAGAACGUGGCCUCGCCGCAGUGCCACGACGGCUGGGCCAAGUCCGUUCCCGGAGACCCUUUUCCGGUGGAAGCCUCCGUCGCCAGCAAAGUGCUCCGCCCCCAACAAUUCUCCUUCCUCCAAAACGAGCUCCGUCUUCCCAUUGUCGUUCCCUUUCUCUCUCCCACUUCCUCCAAGGAUUUGGGCUCCUUCGGUCUCCAGGCCCUUCUCCUCAAACUCUCAUCUCAUCGCUGGUGGCUUACAAUGACCGGACAGUUUCGUCCCAGGAAACUGAUUGUUGGUGUUAAAAAUGAGAUUUCUAACGCUGAAGAGUUUGAUCUCUCCACGGUCAAGGAUGUUGCCAAGCAUUUCAUUGACAAGGCACUUUUGUCCUUUGGGUUAACGUUUCAGUAUGCGUUUUCUCCUUUAACAUCCGUAUUGUUUGGUUUAGAGGGCCAUGGCGAGAAAGCAAGAUUGCGCAGCAAAGGGAUGCUUUAUCGAAAGCUUCCUCAACAUGAUCUUACAGUAGAAGUAGCAUUGCCUCAAUUGUUUCUUGACCACAAAGGAAAAUAUUGGGAUGUUCCUGUGUCUUUAUCUGUUGAUUUGGCAUCCCUUUUGUCUCCAUCUGGACUCCGUUGGCGUGUUGGGUUACAUAAAAAUGGUGGUAAUCCCCAGCAAGUGAAUGCAACUGAUGGUAACCCGCCAUUGUCUCUGCAACCAGGGUUAUGUCUGAAGGGUGCCACGAGCUAUGAGAAGAUUAUAUACUUCUGGAGAGAUAAGAGCACCGCGGAAGAAGGGAAUGAAGAGGUGGUUCCAUAUGAUGUGCGUCUCAACGAACCUCACUCAGCUGUGUUUGGAGUGAUUGGCGGCACCUUUACUCUAUGGCUUCGGAAUGGAAGGAGCUUUUCUAGCAGUAAUUCAACAGAAGAUUUAGGGGUGUCAACAAGCAAGAGAUUUGAAUAUUUUGGUGAUUUAUUUGGCUCAGUUGGUUACUCCUUUCAGCAUGGAAAAUUCACAAAAAAAUAUGGGGACUUAACCAGACUAGAUGCUCGUGUUGAUAUUUCUUCAGCUUCAGAAUAUGCAAAGAAGAUUCUGAAUAGUUCCAGGGCUGAUGCAUCAGCUUCGCCCAGGCUAAAUUUAAUCCUUCAACAACAGGUUGUAGGGCCAAUUGUUUUCCGAGCAGAUACCAGAAUUGCAUUGGAGUGUUUCGCCUUGAAAAAUGGUUUGGCGGUAGAGGAUUUCAUUUGCAGCCUGAGUUACUCCUUGAAGUCAUUUGAGUCUGGAAAGGUUGUUGCUUGGUGUUCUCCGAAAAGGAAAGAGGGAAUGGUUGAGUUGAGAAUGUUUGAGUUUUAGAAGACUCAACAUUUGAUUUUGAUUACAUGUUGCAUGCAUCAUAUCAUCUGUUGAAACUCAGUAUCAUUGAUUCUGUAAUGCCAAAAUGUUUAGUUGUGUGUGUUUUUAUUCAUUUGACAUUCAAAUUCUAAAGAGAAUCAAAAUAGCACUCUUGAGACA
Molecule: messenger RNA, 1646 nt
Organism: Vigna unguiculata (cowpea)
Lineage: Eukaryota; Viridiplantae; Streptophyta; Magnoliopsida; Fabales; Fabaceae
Product: TRIGALACTOSYLDIACYLGLYCEROL-like protein
Biological process (GO): acylglycerol transport; ER to chloroplast lipid transport
Cellular component (GO): chloroplast envelope
Molecular function (GO): phosphatidic acid binding
Source: RefSeq, a predicted model, not a curated record